CAAGCUUAUAAACCUGUUUUAAAUUGAUACUUAGUUUCAAACAAAUAAAAACGUGUUUUAAGUAAUUGCACGUUUGUUGUUUGCGACUUAUUGCAACGUACAGUGGUUGAACAAGAUGUCAGAUUAGUUAACUUGUUAAAGUGUGUUCAUUCAAUUUACUAUUCAGUUACGUUUUUUUAGAUAAAUGAAGAUAAGUGAUUGAGUUUCUUUGACUAUUUAGAGGCAUAUUUUAAAGAUACAAAAAAAUACAUUUUGUCUGCUGAACUAAAAAUAUGGAAGAGAGCUUUGAAAAGCUGAAGAAUAUUGUUUUUCGUAGAGAAAAAGAACCAAUACGAAUUGUUGUGCUUGGAUCACCUGGCGUCGGAAAAACCGCAUUAAUUAUCCGAUGCCUCACAAACCAGUUUUUCAAUCAUUAUGUUCCGGGGAAGGAGGAGGCGUACAAAUACACUGUCAAUGUUGGUGCUAACAAGGCUCAACUUGACAUCAUGGAUUCAAAGGGAAAAAAUACCGCGUUGAUCUCUCACGCAGACGCUGUUAUUCUCGUUUAUUCAGUUAUUGAUAAAGAGAGCUUUGAAAACAUAAAAACUCUUAUAAAAAAUGUACGAGACUUGAAUUUAAACAACAUUCCAAUUAUAGUUGUAGGAAACAAAAACGAUCUUCCUAAAAAGCGUCAAGUUAGUAAGACUGAUGCUGGAUUAUUAUCAGCAUCGUAUAAUGUUAAAGUAUUUGAAAGUUCUGCUGCGGUUCCAGUGCACGACGUAAGGAAUAUCUUUGCUGAAGUUUGCCGUCUUGUUUUUGAGGAGAAAAAAGAAAGAAGAGAGAGUGAUCCUACCGACCCGCUUCGAAGAAUGACAUUAAAUGACAUUACAAGAAAAAACUCUUUAUCGCUUGACUCUACUGAUUUUAUCAAACUUGUAUUGUGACCAAUAUUUACUAAUAUUUAAGUUAAUUUUCAUAACGUUUAACAGAUCCUGAAAAAGAAAGCGAUUUGCAAACGAGAUUUUUUUCAUCUAAUAAAGUCGUCAAACAAAGAAAUCGUUUUUGAAGAGCUGUUGAAAUCAGGAUGAUUUGAACUCCAAAUGUUGAUGAACAAAAGUUAAAUUAAAAGCAUGGAUGACGGGUUUUAAAUUUUCUAUUGUGUAUAUAAAAAUUGUAAAUACCUUUUUAUUAAAAUAGAAAUUAGAGGAUUAGUUUUUUACUAACAAUUCACACUA
Hydra vulgaris (swiftwater hydra) is the source of this 1214-nucleotide messenger RNA. NCBI's taxonomy places the organism in Eukaryota, Metazoa, Cnidaria, Hydrozoa, Anthoathecata, Hydridae. The record is from RefSeq and is a predicted model, not a curated record.